UGGUGGUGUAGUGGUCCCGGGUUUGAAUCCUGCCGACUCCUUCCUUGCUGGGUUGAGUGUCGAGCUGGCAACUCGGCCUCGUAAAAAACAGACAAAUGCUAAGGGAACUGCAAAGGAUGCCGCCCUGAUGCGCGAGAAGGAACAGCAGCAGCCAUGAACCUAAAAGACUCUUGGACAGUUACACAGAUAGGAAAUGCUUAGACCCUAGAGGAAUAUGAGGAGAGAACACUGUGGCCCCCGGCACCAAACUGUUCUGAGGCCAGGACAGCCUUCCCCUGAUCCACAACCUGGAGACUCGAUUGAAAUAUCCCGGGGUAUAUAUCAACAUUGGGCCAUCUACAUUGGAGAUGGAGAUGUUGUACAUUUAACUUCAGAUGGAGCGAGUGUGGAUGUGUCUUAUGGAUAUUCUAGUUCUACAGCCAUUGCUGUGGUUAAGAGAGAGCCUCUUGCUAUGGUCAUUGGAAAUGAUUGCUGGCGCAUCAACAACGAUGCAGACAGAAAGUGGAGACCUUUUCCCCGUCAUAAGAUUGUAGAAAGAGCAAAAUCAGAAGUUGGGAAAAAAAAGCGAUACCAAGUAUUGGGAGCAAAUUGCGAGCACUUUGUUAAUUCAGUUCGUUAUGGAAAAGGUUUGUCGUAUCAGGUUUGGAAGUGUGCUGGAGGUGUACUUUGGUCUGGUCUCAGCAUAUUGGCUCUGCCAGCAACUGCUGCGGCUGCUGCUAGUGUUGGCGGUUUUAUGGUUGGGUAUUACAUUUUUGAUCGUAUUCUUUCAAAAUGACAUUGAAGGUAACUACUGAUGAAUAA
Messenger RNA from Mobula hypostoma (lesser devil ray), 801 nucleotides. RefSeq names its product phospholipase A and acyltransferase 3-like. The transcript is spliced from 5 exons. Gene Ontology annotation, molecular function: A2-type glycerophospholipase activity; glycerophospholipid phospholipase A1 activity. Lineage: Eukaryota; Metazoa; Chordata; Chondrichthyes; Myliobatiformes; Myliobatidae. Gene Ontology annotation, cellular component: cytoplasm. The record is from RefSeq and is a predicted model, not a curated record. The coding region runs from base 215 to 775 and encodes 186 amino acids. Gene Ontology annotation, biological process: N-acylphosphatidylethanolamine metabolic process.